GGGGGCGCGCUCACGGCGCUGCCUGGGCUUCUGCCGUCGAGAGGCUCUGGAGGUGGCGGAAGCACCCAAACCGUCUAUGGAGCCGGCGGGGACCGCCGGGACCGGGACCGCCGGGACGGGGACCGCAGACCAGCGCGGCGCGCGCACGUCUCCGGGGCGCGCGCUUUGGCGUUGGGACCUGACGCUAUUCUGGCUGGCGGUAGCUUCCGGCUGGUCUCCGGCGUGGGGCGGAGGCGCCCGGCGCCACUGGCCUGUGCCUUACAAACGCUUUUCCUUCCGGCCGGAACCAGAUCCUUACUGUCAAGCAAAGUACACCUUCUGUCCCACUGGCUCACCCAUCCCACUUAUGAAGGGCAAUGACAUCAUUGAAGUCUUCCGACUACAGACUCCAGUUUGGGAAUUUAAGUAUGGAAAUCUCCUGGGACACUUGAAAAUUAUGCAUGAUGCCAUCGGAUUUAGGAAUACAUUAACUGGCAAGAACUACACAAUGGAAUGGUAUGAACUUUUCCAACUUGGCAACUGUACAUUUCCUCACCUCCGACCUGAAAUGGAUGCCCCUUUCUGGUGUAAUCAAGGAGCUGCCUGCUUUUUUGAAGGAAUUGACGAUGUCCACUGGAAGGAAAAUGGGACAUUAGCCCUCAUAGCAACGAUAUCAGGAAAUACAUUUAACAAGAUGGCAAAGUGGGUGAAAGAGGACAAUGAAACGGGGAUUUAUUAUGAGACAUGGACUGUCCAAGCUAGCCCAGGAAAAGGGGUGGAAACGUGGUUUGAAUCCUAUGACUGCUCGAAGUUUGUGUUAAGAACAUAUGAGAAGCUGGCUGAGCUUGGCGCAGAGUUCAAGAAGGCAGAAACCAACUAUACGAGAAUAUUUCUUUACAGUGGAGAACCUACUUACUUGGGAAAUGAAACAUCUAUUUUUGGGCCAGGAGGAAACAAGACUCUUGCUUCAGUCAUAAAAAGAUUCUAUUACCCGUUCAAACCACAUUUGUCAACUAAAGAAUUUCUCUGGAGUCUCUUGCAAAUUUUUGACUCAGUGGUGAUACACAGACAAUUCUACUUGUUUUAUAAUUUUGAAUAUUGGUUCUUACCUAUGAAAUUCCCUUUUAUUAAGAUAACAUAUGAAGAAAUCCCUUUACCUAAUACAUAAAAUUUUUUAAAAUCAAUUAAAAAAACACAAAAACUUAA
Messenger RNA from Dipodomys spectabilis (banner-tailed kangaroo rat), 1185 nucleotides. RefSeq names its product CLN5 intracellular trafficking protein (gene Cln5). Bases 77 to 1147 code for a protein of 356 amino acids. Gene Ontology annotation, cellular component: lysosome; lysosomal membrane. Gene Ontology annotation, molecular function: hydrolase activity, acting on glycosyl bonds. The transcript has 4 exons. Gene Ontology annotation, biological process: lysosome organization. The record is from RefSeq and is a predicted model, not a curated record. Lineage: Eukaryota; Metazoa; Chordata; Mammalia; Rodentia; Heteromyidae.